Molecule: messenger RNA, 1483 nt
Organism: Leptonychotes weddellii (Weddell seal)
Lineage: Eukaryota; Metazoa; Chordata; Mammalia; Carnivora; Phocidae
Source: RefSeq, a predicted model, not a curated record
UCCCCCUCCCCCAGCCCCUGCCACCCACCAUCUACUUUCUGUCUCUGGAUUUGACUCCCCUAGGGACCUCACAUAGACGGGAUCAUACAUUAUUGGUCAUUUUGUGACUGGCUUAUUUCAUUUAACAUACGUCCUCAAGGUUUAUCCAUGUUGCAAUGUGAUUUAUUUUUUACCAGACCCCACUGGCUGCCUUGAGGAGAACGGGGGCAGUGGGGAAGGGCAGAGCAGGGAAGAUGAGGGCAGAGACGCCUGCGCUGGUCCAGGCCAGCAGAGAUGGGAGCAGGACCUGGGACAUGCCAACAGACAUGGAGAGAAGUGACCAGACUGAGAACCUAAUUUGAAGUUGACCUGAUGGCUCCUGAGGAAGGAUCAGAUGUGGUGACACCAGAAAGAGAGGAUCGAAGGAGUUGAAGAUUUGGGCCAGGGAAUUUGAGUGGAUGGUGGUGGUGAAUUGGGGGGUAGAAGGUCUGGGAGAAGAUAAUCCCGAGUCCAGCUUUGGCCGAGCUAGGCGAGAGACCCGAGAUCCCAGGAUGACAGACUGAGGAGGCAGGAGGCUCUUCGGGUGGAUCUGAAAUCAGGGAAGGCUCGGGGAUGGGGACAGAGGGAGCCAUCAGCAUAAGCAAGUGGAUGGAGUUAUCUGUGGAUAAGAUCCUGCGUGGUGAGUGUAGACAGAGGGGAGAGGCAGGGCUGCCCCUGAGCCAAGGUACACUCUGGACGUGGUCGGGGGCAGAGGCCGGCAAAGGAGGAGUGUUGGGGGCCACUGGCAGAGGAUCAAGCAGGUCAGUGAGAGGCCAGGGCCCCUCCGCUCGCCCAGCCAAGGUGACAUGUGACACCAGGGCAGCCACUGGGCCCCCUGGGGCAGGGACCCCCUCAGCUGAGGCAGCUGCUGCUGCUGGUGACAUUUCACUCCAUGAGUGUCCUGGCUUCAAAGUCUCUGCAGGGGUGGGGGAGGGAACAGAGCGGGGCUGGAGAGGCCAGGCUGGCAGGGGAGGGAGCCAGGGCCAGGCUGCUGGAGGACUGAGCAGUCGGGCAUCAGCCGGAGGCCUCAGCUGAAGUAUGUGAUCCUGACGGGUCGGGGUCCCGCCACCCCCGUCCCACAGUCCCCAGGGGGGGACACAGGAGGCGGUUAGGGGACUCUCGGGUAGCCGUACGGCUAGGGGUCGGGAAUGGAGCCCACUGCCUGUGACCCUGCUCACUUCCCUGCAGAUGUCCAGCAAGGGGGCCACCGGCAGCGACAUCGGACAGGCCCGCCGGGCCGUGGAGCAACUGCGGAUGGAGGCGGGCAUCGAGCGCGUGAAGGUGUCCAAGGCGGCUGCCGACCUGCUGCAGUUCUGCACGGAGCAGGCCAAGAGCGACCCCUUCCUUGUGGGCAUCCCAGCGGCUGCCAACCCCUUCAAGGAGAAGAAGCCCUGCGCCAUCCUGUGACCUCCACGGCCCCAACCGCCCAGGAGGCCUCAAUAAAAAUGAAGUGAAGGAUCCUCAG